AUGUUAGCUUUUGUUGUGGUAGUGGUCGGGGCCCAAAGAUCAGGGGCCCGGGGGCGUGGCCUAAAUAUGGCGGGUCUCGACACUGGUUAUCUCGUAGCAGCGAUUAGAAAACUGCGGCGUGUGCUCCGAAGGCAACAGGACGACCAGCAGCGCCCAGAAUCACGUCCCGCAAGCAGUGUGCUCAACCAGCGGGAUGACCAGCGUCACGACGGUCGCCUUUGCCCAACCAUUCAGGGCAAUGGCGGAAAACCGGGACUUACCGGUGUCCCUUCUGCCCGUACUCCACCACCCAGGCGGUUCUGCGCUCCCACAUUCGCACGCACACGGGGGAAAAGCCGUACGCGUGUCCCGGGUUUCCCCUUUCCGCUGCGCGACCAAGAGAAAACCUCACGCUGCACAUCCGAUCUCUACCGGGAAAAGCCUUUUCCCGUGUCCAUACUGUCCUUUCCGGGCAGCCGGGUCAGCAGCAACCUGAAAAUACACAUCAGGUCCCACACUGGGGAGAGGGCUUACAGCUGCUCCCUUUGCGACGCCUCAUUCACGCACGCAAGUCACCUCAAGAGGCACAUGAAGAUCCACGCGUGA
Messenger RNA from Penaeus monodon (black tiger shrimp), 585 nucleotides. RefSeq names its product zinc finger protein 394-like. Gene Ontology annotation, biological process: regulation of transcription by RNA polymerase II. The record is from RefSeq and is a predicted model, not a curated record. The transcript has 2 exons. The coding region runs from base 1 to 585 and encodes 194 amino acids. Gene Ontology annotation, molecular function: DNA-binding transcription factor activity; RNA polymerase II cis-regulatory region sequence-specific DNA binding. NCBI's taxonomy places the organism in Eukaryota, Metazoa, Arthropoda, Malacostraca, Decapoda, Penaeidae.